AUGUCACGUGGGACCAAACGACCGGUCUCUGUCAGUAAUGCUUUCCGAAUGGAAGAAGCGACAGCCUUCGUGCCCAAGGACGCAAGGACUUCACGGACUCUGGAUCCCCGACACGACGGCUCGAUCACUACACCCGUUGCUGGGCUGCCUGGAGAGAAGGAUAUGGAGACUCCACCCGUCACACGGCGUGCUUCGUUCGACCAAGCAGAAGCACAAGUCACGCGGCGCGCCUCCUUCGACCAGAAGAUGUCCAGCACGAAGUCGGCAAGCCCACCUGCACUCGGUGAGAAGCGUGGGGAGAGGGCGAAGCAGGGAUUCUUUGUCUGCUGGUUGUGCAAGCGAAAGUUUGAUACCUACGAGAAAUUCGACUCCCAUGUGCUGUACAGCAGGCUGCACCAAGAAACGAUCCGACAGCUUGCAGGAUUGGCUUAG
Symbiodinium necroappetens is the source of this 432-nucleotide messenger RNA. The record is from the annotation of a GenBank genome assembly. NCBI's taxonomy places the organism in Eukaryota, Dinophyceae, Suessiales, Symbiodiniaceae.